CUAUGGCGAACGAAUAAACAAAUAGAAAGCAAUGGGUAGCAAAGCGUCAGUAACGGUGAACACAUCUCUCCGCGAGUGACUAACACUAACAGUAUUAAUAGUCCAGUGACUGAUGGUACAUUUCAGCUGGGUGUGCUGUUGUUUUUCGUGCGGUCAGGACACAGAGGCUGUCAGUGCGAAUAGCGAUGAAAAGAGCGAAAAUAGUUUGCUGGUCCACACUGAACACCUCUGUUGUUGCAGCCGGUGAUACAGGCUAGCCGUUACUGGACUCCGGACCUGUUUUUUUUUUUUUUUAACGGUUUUUCUUGGAUAAAAAUGGAAAGAGGAGAACGCUAACAACACGACCGUUACCUGAUAAUAUCACACAUUUUUAAAAAAAAAAAUAUUUUCUUUCAGUGGGCUUUAUUUCGCUCGUAUUUUCUUUUUUUUUAAUUAAGUCGAGUUGACCUGUCGUUAAAAAUGUUGACUGGAUCUAAAACAACGUUCAAAGUCAGACAAAUGCUCCCAGAUAUCAAGGAGAGGAUGCUGAGUCAGAGCGGGACGAACGCGAGGAGUCGAGAUGUGUUUGGAUUACGCUGCCUACCAGGUGAGUGUGUACUUCAGAGAGCUGUUAUGGUGAGGAAGAAGUUGACUGCCAGGGAAGGAAGAGGUUGGCUGUCUGGGACCCUCUUCUGUACACACUUCAGAGUUGCAUUUGUGCCCCAGGACAGUCCCAAACCUGACGAUAAUGCAGACCCAGUGCUUUUAGGAGAUCAUGAUGUGGCUUUGGCAUCCAUAGAGAAGGUUGUGGUUGUGGGCCCAAACAGGACCAAGCUUGUGACCCCAAACUCCUCGCUGAAGUUCACCCCAGAGGAGCUCGUGCUUUACUGUAGGGACCUGCGAGUCGUCUGCUUCCUGUUCGACCGCCUCACUCCUGACGCACAGGUCAUAGAGAUGACCUACACCAUUGCCAAGACCUACCAGCCUCUCAAACCAGGCUCAGUUUUGUCUUUCCAGAACGCUGCCCUCGGGAGUGUAGAAAUGAAGCAGUUUCUAAGCAACCGUCGCAGAGAUGCCCACAUGAACUGGUUCGAGUCUGUCUCAGACUGGGAGCAAGAGCUGGAGAGGUGUGGAGCCACCGGCUGGAGAGUCAGCUCAGUUAACGACCGCUUCGAAAUGUCCACCAGCCUGCCCAGGUUCAUUGCGGUUCCACAGAAGGUUUUAGACACUGAGCUGAAGAAAAGCUUCGCCCACUUCAACGAAGGACGCAUCCCACGCUGGUGUUGGCGACACCCCAGAGGCAGCGAUCUACUGCGAAUGGCCAGCUUCCAGAAUAACAUCUAUCACGAGAAAGACGACAUCAGAAACCUUGAGCUGAUCCUGUUCGGUUGCCAGUCCUCUUUGUGUGUGGUGGUGGAGCUGGGCGAGGAACUGCCCUCACCUGCUGACAUCCAGCUGGCACACAGCCGCCUGCGCGCCCUCUGUCUGGGAGAUAUCUCCACAUCUGUGACGGUGCCUGAUGACAAAUGGUUAUCUACCCUGGAAGGCACCCACUGGCUAGACUACACCAGGUCCUGUCUGAAGAAAGCUUCGGAGGUAGCCUGCCUGCUUCGCGGCGGUCACCUGACUGUGGCACUGCAGGAAGCGGAGGACCGGGACAUGAGCUGCAUGGUGUCCAGCCUGGUGCAGGUGAUGUGUGAUCCCCACUGUCGGACCCAGCACGGUUUCCAGAGCCUGGUGCAGAAGGAGUGGGUGAUGGCCGGCCACCGCUUUCACAGCCGCAUCAACUACCACCGUGACAACGAUAAGGAGGAGGCUCCGGUCUUCCUGCUCUUCCUGGACUGUGUUUGGCAGCUGUGGUCCCAGUAUCCCUCUCGCUUUCAGCUGACAGAUGACUUCCUGUUGGCCCUGCACGACAGCAUCCACCUGCCACUCUUCUCCAGCUUCCUGGCCAACUGCCAGCGAGAGAGAUGCAAACGCUCCCAGAACCUUGGUCAGUCCUACACCCCGGUCAAUGGCUGGAGAGAUAUGCUUCAUCCAGAUUCUUCCUCAGAUCCAUCUGACCCUCCUCUGCCCCCUGUUUGGGACUGGGCCCUACAGUACAGCAAGCAGAGACAAGCACAUUUCACCCAACCCGUCCCCCCGAUCCCUCCGCUCCAGCCUCUGCUCAAUGGAAACCUCAACACCAACCCAGACACACACAGACUGACCGACACCAUCCCCGGCUCAGUCUUCCUCCUCUCUCGAGGCACCUUCACCUGUCCUGCUAACCUGCUUCCCUGGCGCAGCAGCAGUUUGGGCGUUUACAAAAAGAGCCACCGGAGGGCGCCGUCCUCCGAGAACGUGCCCGGCCUGGAGAGGCUACUGAAAGCUUGGUCCCUGACUGAGCUUCCCCAGGGCCUCGCUUCCAACUCCGGACCUCAAGGACCACUUGACCCCUACGAGCCUUUACUGCCGCUCCUCAUGGGGCCCUGCAUGGGCCUGUGGAGGGAGUGCUACCUCCGGGGGGCGCUCCAUGCACAGGCGUUCUCGCACCCCAUCUCUGCCAACCACCCCCACCCCGUGGAGCGACUAGCCCGGGAGGUGCAGCAGCUCAAAGACAAACUAGAACAAGUGUCCACCGGCACGGAUCCUCACCCACCCGCCAAGACAGCUGAGCCCCGGCGGACUGACACCAACAUGAACCAGAACACCAACAACGGCACCUUCCUCUUUCCAGCGUCGAGGCCUCAGAGCGCAGGUGCGCCCAGAGCAGCACCCCCCACUACCUCCACCAACCACCAGACCACCAGGGGCCCUCCACCCGCCUCAGCUCCAACAUCCAGGCCCAGCCACAAAGACAACGGUGGAAGCAACAAACACACCUUCCUCUUUGGGCACUCCUCAGUAACAGAGGCCCGUCCUGAUCAGCGCUACUAUCCAGCACCCAAUAACGCCAAGCUGCCUAAGAGCAACGGGCCCUCGAUAGCUUCCUGAGAUCUGAUACAGACCUUUCUAUCCUAUAACUGGGUACUAUAACCAAAUCACCUGCCUGCACAUUAUGAAACUGACCAUUCCCUGGCUGGUAUCAUGUACUGAGGAGACCCAGAUGUGUUUCCUGUCAUUUGAUUGACUGUAAGGUGAUAAGAAACAUGAGACACAUUUGGGUGGAGCACAGUUAACUGCAGUAGUAUGAAAUAAUGAGUGCUCUUGACUCUGCUACGUAUCAUCAGUACUGUAUAAAAAAAAAUGUGACAACAGUUUUGUAUAUUUGUAAAUGUAACAAACUCCUGAAUAUUCAAUAUUCCUCUAAUGAAAUAUAUCUAACUGCAGUGAAGCAAAGACUUAUAAAGAAUAAGGGCUGAAGAUGCUUAAUAAUGAAAGGCUCAUAAGCACAUCUUACAAUAUAUGACAAUGCAGUAGAAACUGUCAUGACACAUUUUUGUAAGUGUCAUGUCGCUCUUCAAGGAAGCUGCUAGAUUCCAUUUUUAGCUUUUUAGAAGGCGUUCUUAUCCGAAAUGGGUAACAGUGACUGGGCAGGAUGUAGAUAGUGGUGUCAUGCUUUAAGGGCACUUUGACAGGACACAAAGCAGUGAAUAGACACGUCAGCUUCCAUCGUGUGACCAUUCGAUCUUUAUUAUAUGUGCAAAAAAGACACAUUCAUUUCCAGAUUUUUGUAUCUGAGCGUCAAAUAGAAAAGUAGAAUUUUGUUUAGCACGUGAUAAUAUUUGAAAACCUUCAUUUUUUGAACUCCAGGCAUCGUGACCAGUGACUUAAAUGUGGAAUUUAGGGCAUGAGAGCUAUUUUGGUACUGCUCUCAUAUCGCCACACUUGCAUGAAUGCGUGGGGGCAGCAAGAGGCCCAGAUUCAGCUCAGUGUUACGUUAGCCAUCAUGUGUCAGAAUACGACCACUGAAUAUUAUUGUAGUAUAAUUCAUUUCCUGCAUGACUGAGAUCAUUUCAGGGCUUUAGUAAUAUAAUCUUACCUAAAUGUUUAUCUUUUUUCUCAUGUUUAAGAAUUUUUGACCAUUAUCGGUCAACUUCUGAUGUCAUACGUGUAGAUGUAGUGUGAUUUCUGAAUAGUUUUUUUUUGACCAAAUUAAGUAUUAUUUUGAAAAUGCCUCCAUCAUUUUGUGGUGGAAUUGGAAAAACACAGAUGUUAUUCUGCCUUUUGAUUAACAUUACCUUGAGAAGGUACCAGUGUUGGAAGCAAAAGGAAGCUUAUUUCUUCCUGCGUUUACUUUUCAUUUGUCAGUUUUUUUUUUUCCCCUUUAGUGAUGUAUCAGUAUGUAGCCAGCAUUUAGGUCAAGGACUUGGAAGUGUCUGACUGUAUUUAAAGCACAGAGGGAAGCGUCUGGUCCCUGCGCCUUUAAGUCCAAACAGGUUGUUCGCAUGAUGUGGGUGUCAAGUAGAUGCACUGGCGUCAUUCCCACGGACGAAUGAAUUUGCACGGAUAUGUGUUUGAAAAAAGCAUGUUUUUCUAGAUUUUUUUUUUUUUUUUAGGUGGGAUAACAGUUGACGGAUGUAUGCCUGAUGCUGAUCAUCUCUCAUGUCAAAAAGGUACCUCACUUGAUAGCACUAUGAAUUAUUAACUUGUUGUAAAUAUUCAUUACAUCAAUAUCAAGGCACAUUGAUAUCAGCUACAAUUUCAGAGCUUUCCAGGUGUGAUGCCAAUGCAUUUGCUUGUCUUCCAUGGAAAAACACAAGGUCAUCAUCGUCCUGUUGCAUGGAAGAUUCAAAUAUGAUCUUCUGCUACACCUGUUGGUCUGCAUCAUUGUAUAAUUUAAUGUUUUUUUGGUACGAACUUUACUUAAAUUUGCCAGAUGUACAUAUUUUUUUGUAUCAGCAUGUUUUGAU
Thunnus maccoyii (southern bluefin tuna) is the source of this 4814-nucleotide messenger RNA. RefSeq names its product myotubularin related protein 11 (gene mtmr11). Lineage: Eukaryota; Metazoa; Chordata; Actinopteri; Scombriformes; Scombridae. The transcript is spliced from 17 exons. Bases 460 to 2955 code for a protein of 831 amino acids. The record is from RefSeq and is a predicted model, not a curated record.